AUGUGACUGGAGCUGCUUCCCUGCCAUGACUGAGAUGCAGACCCUCUAUCGCACCCUGCAUCAGCCCCCGAGCUUUUACCUGCGGCCCGCUGUGAUGCAGAGACAUGUUUUGGACGACCAGGUGGAGCUGUGGUGGUCCAGGCAGCCACGUCGCUCCUUGUUGUGCUACUGUGUCUCAGUUGUACUCAUAAUGGCUCUAGGUCUCGGCGGGGUGGGUCUGCUAUCCACGUCCACCAGCCUGUCCGGAGAGUGGCGACUCGGAGUAGGGACCACUCUCUGCCUUCUGGCGCUGGCUGUUUUGCUGAAGCAGCUCCUCAGCUCUGCGAUCCAAGACAUGAACUGCGUGCGCAGUCGGCGUAGAAUCGAACAGCUGAAGAGUGGAGGGAGGGCCGACCCGGCGUUGAUCCUGACCGUGGGGUUAGCAGUGAUGAUCUGUGGGACGGCGCUGAUCUGCGUCGCCACCGUCGGCCGCGAAAGUCACGACGGAAGAGACAUGUUGGUCUCCGGUCUUCUGCUUUUGGCUGGCGGAUCUGUCAUGGCUCUGUCUGUCGGUGGUUACAGUGCGUUGGAAUACCUGAAGUGGAGAAGAGAGCAGAGGAGGAGGAGGACGACGAUGGUGAUAAUCAGCAGAUCGAGGCGUAUGGAAAACCGAGCUGUCGGGGUUUAUAACAUGGCACGAAGACAGACGACUCCAUCCAGGAGAGAGACAUUCUUGGCCAGAACUAGUCUUCUCUGAAUCCCUCAAAAGAGAAAAUUGGCAAAUUUGAACACAAUGUAACUUUUAGAUACCCACCUGAGGGUCGCGACCCACUCUUUGGGAAACAAUGACGUAGCACAUACACCGCUAAUACUAAAACAAUAGGGGCUGUAUACUGGCGGGCCAACUCUGGUACAUAUUUGGUAUGAUCUCGUGGGCCAAAUAUAAUUACACUGCGGGCCAGAUUUGGGCCCCGGGCCUGAGUUUGACACGUGUACAUUAUAUGUUGGGUACUGAGUAAAAUGCAUGAAACUGUAUAAUUCAUUUCUAGUAUCAGUAUUCAGUGUAUGGUCACUCCAACAACACACAUCCAUCCAUCCAUCCAUCCAUCCAACACACAAUAGAAUUAUAUUUA
This is a messenger RNA of Cynoglossus semilaevis (tongue sole), 1112 nucleotides long. It is a transcript of the gene tmem125b, whose product is annotated as transmembrane protein 125b. The record is from RefSeq and is a predicted model, not a curated record. The coding region runs from base 26 to 736 and encodes 236 amino acids. The transcript has a single exon. Lineage: Eukaryota; Metazoa; Chordata; Actinopteri; Pleuronectiformes; Cynoglossidae.